This is a messenger RNA of Oryza brachyantha (malo sina), 335 nucleotides long. RefSeq names its product protein RADIALIS-like 3. The transcript is spliced from 2 exons. Lineage: Eukaryota; Viridiplantae; Streptophyta; Magnoliopsida; Poales; Poaceae. Gene Ontology annotation, molecular function: DNA-binding transcription factor activity. The coding region runs from base 1 to 327 and encodes 108 amino acids. The record is from RefSeq and is a predicted model, not a curated record.
AUGGCAUCCAACUCCAAGGGCUCGUCGGCGGCAUCGCCGCCGCCGCCGCCGUCGGCGUGGACGAAGCAGCAGAACAAGCAGUUCGAGCGCGCCCUGGCGGUGUACGACACCGACGCCCCGGACCGGUGGCACAGCGUGGCCCGCUACAUGGGCGGCACCAAGUCCGCCGAGGAGGUGCGCCGCCACUACGAGCGGCUCGUCGCGGACGUCGAGCAGAUCGAGGCCGGCAACGCGCCGUCCUCCUUGGGCUACGGCGCCGCGCCACCGGCCGGCCGCGGUGGCGCCGCCGCUGUAGAAAGAUCGAUGAAAUAUCUAAAGCUUCAGUGAAGGAAGGG